Haemonchus placei is the source of this 951-nucleotide messenger RNA. The record is from the annotation of a GenBank genome assembly. NCBI's taxonomy places the organism in Eukaryota, Metazoa, Nematoda, Chromadorea, Rhabditida, Trichostrongylidae.
AUGCUGCAAUCGUCGCAGGACAUCUCCGAUAAUGACUAUGAAGAUGAUGUACCAACACAAUUAGUGAACGACGAACCCACUCUUAGCAAAGAAGAGCAAGAACGGAUACGGGCGGAACGUGAAGAAGAAGAACACAAGAAAAACCUGCAAAUGUACGUCUUUGUGGCACGAUGUGUAGCCUACCACUUCAAUGCCAAGCAACCAACCGACAUGGCCCGACGUCAAGUAAAAGUCACCAAGCAGGAUUUGGCCCGUAUGAAAGAACGGUUUCAAGCUUUUCUCAAGGGUGAAACAAAUAUUCCUACUGACGAAGCUUUCGCAAAAGCUAUGCACAGCUAUUGUGAGAUCUUUCUAAAGUCAGAACGGGUCCAAAAAGUCGUUGCCGCCGGAGGGUUUUCCAUGCACGACUUUCGGGAGGUGUUCCGAUGUAACAUCGAAAAGCGCAUUCGUGCCCUGCCAGAUAUUGAAGGUCUUUCUAAAGAUACAGUGCUGACUUCUUGGUUGACGAAGUUCGACACCAUUACUAAGGGCGACGAGGAAACGCAAGGACGAACUGCGAGGGGUCGAACGCGGAAUGCUCCCGGUCAGCCGAACGCCGAUGCAAUUCUGGGCAAAGAGCAGCUUUACGAUAUGUUCCAGCAAGUACUUGGCGUGAAGAAAUUCGAACACCAAAUCAUCUUUAACGCAUUGCAGCUCGAUAACCCCGAUGAACAAGCAGCUGCGAUUCGACGAGAGGUAGCGACGAGGGAAGAUGCUUGUCGGGAAAUUCAUAAGAUGCGAAAGAUCAUGCCGAAAUUUGUCGUAAAAGACAUGGAGACAUUGUUUAUGGAUGAAGUUCGGCAGUCAAUCAAUUUAUUGAUUUCCAAUUUGGAAUCAGUGCCCGUAACACCCCGUGGACAAGCUGUUGGAAAGCGGAAAGACAAAUCACGGUCGGUAACUUACCCCUUAUGA